Molecule: messenger RNA, 786 nt
Organism: Cannabis sativa
Lineage: Eukaryota; Viridiplantae; Streptophyta; Magnoliopsida; Rosales; Cannabaceae
Product: secreted RxLR effector protein 161-like
Exons: 1
Coding region: 1-786 (261 amino acids)
Source: RefSeq, a predicted model, not a curated record
AUGGACAUGGGAGUUGCUAAGAAAAUCCUAGGCAUUGAAAUCAGAAGAGACAAGAAGGAAAAGAGGCUGCUGCUUACACAACAAUCUUACAUUGAGAAGGUCAUUAAGAGGUUCAAUAUAAAGGAUGGAAAAGAGACUCAAGUUCCAUUAGCUGGCCAUUUUGCAUUCACAACUGAACAAUCUCCAAAAGAUGAAAAAUCCAAGAAAAGAAUGGAAGAAAUUCCUUAUGCCAAAGCCAUUGGAAGUGUUAUAUAUGCUAUGAUAAGCACAAGGCCUAACAUAGCAUAUGUUGUCAGCACUUUGAGUCGAUUUAUGUCCAAUCCUAGUGAGGAUCAUUGGACUGGUUUAAAAUGGCUUUUAAGGUAUCUAAUAACAACCUCAAACUAUGGUUUGAAGUUUGAAAAGACUGGCAGUACAUUGAAGUUAGAAGGAUUUGUUGAUGUUGAUUAUGCAUCAAACAAGGACACUAGAAAGUCGAUUACUAGCUACUGUUUCCAGUUGAAUUCAUGCUGUAUAAACUGGAAAUCUCAGCUACAACCUGUUGUUUCUUUGUCAACUACAGAAGCCGAGUUUAUGGCAAUAACAGAGGCCUUCAAGGAAGCAACAUGGAUCAAGGGUAUUCUACAAGAAAUCAACAUGCUGAAAGGAAAAGUUUUUGUAUUUUCAGACAGUCAAUCUGCCAUUCACUUGAGCAAGAACCCAGUCUACCAUGAGAGAUCCAAACAUAUCGACAUUAGAAUGUUUUGGAUCAGGGACAAAAUAGAAGUUGGAGAAAUCGAAUUGUAG